Messenger RNA from Penicillium longicatenatum, 495 nucleotides. Its product is annotated as transporter. NCBI's taxonomy places the organism in Eukaryota, Fungi, Ascomycota, Eurotiomycetes, Eurotiales, Aspergillaceae. The record is from RefSeq and is a predicted model, not a curated record. The transcript has 2 exons. Gene Ontology annotation, molecular function: basic amino acid transmembrane transporter activity. Gene Ontology annotation, cellular component: fungal-type vacuole membrane. Bases 1 to 495 code for a protein of 164 amino acids. Gene Ontology annotation, biological process: basic amino acid transport; transmembrane transport.
AUGCUACGAAUGUACAUGGCAGCCGUUUCCAUGACUGGAGUUGGGACAGGAGCACCUCUUGGUGGAUUUAUUACAAAUCUAGCUGGGUGGAGAUGGUCAUUUUUGGGACAGGCUCCAAUACUACUCGCAUGCCUCGUCAUGGUCGCAUUUAUGCUUCCAAAGCGUACCCCCGAAGAAGCACAGCUCCAUCCUGCAGACGAUGAUGAUAAUACCGAGGAAAGAAGCAUGGAUUUUGUUGGAAUUGCCUUCUUGGGGAUUACCGUGGCAUCGUUCAUUCUCAUUUGCAGUGCAUUCACAGAUGAAUUAAAGUUAAAUGAGAUCAAAUGGGAACUUCUGGCAGCCUUGAUUCUCUUUGGAGCUUUGUUUGUUGCUAACGAGAGGUUCUGGGCUAAGGAUCCUUUGAUUCCUUUGGAGUUGGCGACGACCAAUGGCAUAGGUCUCGCAUGGCUUACACAGAUUUUGCUUAAUCUUGCCAUGUCCAGUGUCAGUCAAUAG